AUGUUCACGCAACUUUGCGUAUUUGCGUUAUGUUUUUAUCAAUAUUUGAUUUUAGGUUUUUAUCAAUAUUAGAUUAAUUUAAGUUAAAGCAAGUGACAUCGUACCCUAAAGUUGUCGGUAUUAGGAUUAUUUGCCUGUAAAUAAUUAUAGGCAUUUAAUCCUAACUUUAGAAGGUUGAUCUCCAAAUGCACGAUAAAGAUAAGUUAGAUACCUCCAAAUGGAGAAAUAUGAUCGUUACGUCCUUGAAAAAGGUACAAAAGCAAGUUCAACCAACACUUACAGUGGAUACAGAUGCACUUUUAUAUCUUGAAGAGCUAAUUUUUAAAUUAUUGUACCAGUUGUGCAGUGUUCAGCCACACUCUGUUCAUGAUAUUCAAGAACAAAUAAAUAAAACAUUUCCUUGUCAAAUUAAAGGCUGGGCAUUAGAAUCUGCGGAAGCAGCAAUUGAAAAAGGAAAGAAAAAAACUCUAAAGUUAUCAGUUGAUAAACUUCAACCUGUUAUUCAAAAGGAAAUUCUUGGCUACAAGAUCGAUAUUCAGUUGGCAAUAUAUAUAGUUGCAGUUUUAGAAUACAUAUCUGCAGACAUUCUAAAGCUGGCUGGAAAUUAUGUAAAAAACAUCAGACAAAUGGUGAUUAAUAAACAAGAUGUUAAAGUUGCUAUGAAUGCAGAUAAGGUUUUGGCAUCAAUGUUUAACAGUGAGGAUAUUGAUAAUCUAAUUGAGACACAGCCACUAGCUAAGCGUCGUUCACUAACCUACAUUGAUGUUUUAAAAGACUUCAUGCUAUGUGAAGAACAGUUUAUAAGAGAACUUAACCUUAUUGUUAAGGUUUUUCGUAAAAAAAUGGUUUGUGCCUCGCAUCUAUUUUCACAACAGGACCUUAACGAAAUAUUCUGCAAUAUAAUGGAGAUUUAUGAAUUUACAACACAAUUUUAUGAUUUGAUCGAAUCAACACUGGAGAUGUCAGAGAAUGACCUACUUAUUGGUGAUUUAUUCGAAGAAAUGGUUGAGGCAGCUGAAUUUGAAUGCUAUGAUACUUACACUUAUGGUAAUGUUGUAUCACCUACUGGUGGAUCAUACUAUAUUAUCAAAACUUUAAUGUACCGACCUGGUGUUGCAGAUUUUUUUAAGGAGCAAGGUAUUUUUGAUGCAGUAAGAUAUAUAUUACCUAAGUUACUUUAUGGCCCGAUUCAUCAUUGCAUUGAUUAUUUCGAAUAUAUUAAGAUUCUCAUGUGUACAUCCCCUGAUGGAAAUGACAGAGAGAAACUUGGCGAGUCUCUUAGUGCUUUGCGUGGACUGCAGGUUAGGAUUGAAAAGUUGUGCUCAGCAUCUCACCUCAAAAGAACUCCAGAGAAUGAAGUGUUUUAUGAACGUCACAUUGGGGUAAAUGAGACAAAUACUAUGGCCAAAAUUGAAUGUAUUCAAGAAAACUUGGAGGGAUGGGAAGGCAAACCAUUAUGUCAAGUAGUAUCAGUUCUUCUAAAGGAGGGAUUUUUAACUAGAAUUGGUAAAAAGGCAUCUGAGCGUAAAAUAUUUCUUUUUGAUAACCUGAUGUUAUGUGCCAAAGUGAACAAACACAAUAUCACAGGUUUUAAUCAAACUGAAUUUCGAUUAAAAGAACAUAUAUACCUUAGAAAGGUUGAAGUUAGGGAUAUUACUGAUGAUGAUAAGCAGUUUUCAUUUGAAAUAUUGCAACCAGGUGAACCAGCAGCUGUUUUUUCUUGCAAAGAUGAAAAGUCAAAAUAUGAAUGGUUAUCACUUCUUAUGGCAUUAAAUCACAGAAGUACUUUGGAUCGCAUGCUAGACGCUUUAUUGCAAGAGGAAACACAGAGUAUACAAUUAAAAACCCCGGACCCAUCGAUAUACAUAUUCGCAGAGGAAGAUUCAGAAAAGAAUAUAUUGUUUGAAAAUAUUGAAGAUGACAGCGCUGUUAUUAAAGGUGGAACGCUUCCUAAACUAAUAGAAAGACUUACAUACCAUAAACAUGCCGAUCCAACAUUUGUGAGAGUUUUCCUUACCACUUACAGAUCGUUUAGCAAUCCCGUAGAGCUUCUUGAUCUACUUAUAAAACGGUAUGAUAUUCCUGAACCAAUCACUGAUUUGAGCAACAAGCAGGUUUUUAAUAAAGAAGAUCUUAAAAAGUUUAGAAAAGAAUAUGUUCAACCGAUACAAUUAAGAGUGUUGAACGUGUUGCGUCAUUGGGUGGACCAGCAUUUUUACGAUUUUCAGAGAGAAGAAACGCUGUUAAUUACUUUAGAAAAGUUUUUAUCGCGUGUUGUACGUAGCAAAACCGCGAGAAAAUGGGUAGAAUCAAUUGAAAAGAUUGUAAAUAGAAGGUUGGAAAUGGUAAAAGUUGAUCCUGAAACGUAUUCUUUUAACACGCCGCCGCCUCCGAUUGAAUGGCAUUUGACACAAGAUUUUGAUAAAUUUACUAUAUUAACUUUGCAUCCCUUAGAGAUUGGCAGGCAAUUAACCAUAAUGCAAUCGCAAAUAUUUAGAGCGAUUCGUCCGUCAGAAUUGGUGGGAACGGUGUGGACAAAAAAAGAAAAAGAAAAGCUUUCUCCAAACACACUCAAGUUAAUUCGACUGUCUACAUUACUUACUUACUGGUAUGAGUUAAACAUUGUUGAAGCCCAUAACUUUGAAGAAAGAGUGGCAGUCUAUACGAGAAUUAUUGAUAUAUUAAUGGUUUUCCUUUCUUUAAACAAUUUCAAUGGAAUGAUGGAAAUACUAGGUGCAUUAAAUUCUGCUCCGGUAUUUCGCCUUCAGCAUUUGAAAGCUGUGGAAUUAUCGCCAAAACGAUUACAAGCUUUACAAGAAGCUAAGGAUCUUACCGAUGACGGUCACAAUGUGAAAUAUAUGGAAAAGCUGCGUUCUAUUAAUCCACCUUGUGUUCCAUUUUUAGGAGUUUAUUUGUCAAACAUCUUACGUGCUGAAGAAGGCAAUCCAGACUAUUUGAGCAGUUCACCUGAAGGGCUAAUAAAUUUUAGUAAAAGACGAAUGGUAGCGGAUAUUACAGGCGAAAUACAGAAAUAUCAAAAUAUGCCUUACAAUCUGCAAGUUGAACCUUCUAUAAGAGCAUACUUAGAAUCACUUGACCCUUUAGCUGGUCGUUCAGAUAGUGAACUGAAUGAUCAUCUUUACGAGAUGUCACUUAUGAUUGAGCCGAGAAAUGCAAAACAACCGGCUAAGUUUAUACGAAAAACCGAUAUUCCGCUUAAAUCACCUGGAAUAAAACCCGGUCAGCGCAGUCUAAUUAAUUAUCGAAAAUCUACAUCUGUUUCAGAGUUAGAUCAACAUUUACCUUCUCGUCAUUUGCCUUCUCCAACUCACUCUGUCUCGGCAUUUUCAUUUGUCGUUAAUGGAGAUGUGACGGAUGGCAAAGCAGAAAAAGAAAAAAAAGAAAAUAUUUCCUUACCUCCACCUUUGCUCUUGCCUCGUGCUCCUUUAGCCAACGAGAUUCCUCCGGAAAUUCCGACAAAACCUAAUACACUAAAACAAGUUAAUCAACCACCGGAUAUUACAAAACAGCAACCUUUGCCUCGCCAGCCACGUCGAUCAAUCUCUAUACAAGAAUGUAUUUUGCCACCUGCACUACCUCCAAGAACUAAAACCAUAGGUGAAAAAACUAUUUCAUUUUCUUCCGAAUACAAGAACUAUGUUUUCCCUCCUCAGACUCCUUGCAGAGGUGAAAUUAUUGAUAAUGAUAUCGCGGUUUCUAAUCCAGCUCCGAUUAUUCCGCCACGUAUUAAUCAAGAAUUUGUUCGUCGCCAAUCUGAAGACUUUAAUACUUCAACUCAGCUGCCGCAAAUUCCUCCAAAAGUUAGCAAUAAGAGGUGAUAGAAAACAGUUUGUAAAUUUAAUUUUUUGUUUUUUAAUUUUUAUUUUUGGCGCCACCUGUUCUUUGUGUUCGGUUUUUAUUCAACUAAAAAAUAGCGUACUUAUGUGUUA
Messenger RNA from Hydra vulgaris (swiftwater hydra), 3950 nucleotides. Its product is annotated as son of sevenless homolog 2. The record is from RefSeq and is a predicted model, not a curated record. Lineage: Eukaryota; Metazoa; Cnidaria; Hydrozoa; Anthoathecata; Hydridae. Gene Ontology annotation, biological process: Ras protein signal transduction; positive regulation of GTPase activity. Gene Ontology annotation, cellular component: plasma membrane. Gene Ontology annotation, molecular function: guanyl-nucleotide exchange factor activity; protein heterodimerization activity.